GCCUCGCAUAGUGCAUUAUUUUAUAUUUAAACCAUGACGACGUGGGGCAAUAUCUGCCGUAUAUGCAGUGGCCCCGCUGACUACGAUAUUUUCGCCAAAAUUCCCACAUUUCUGCAUGCGGGAUCCAACGAAUUUUUAAAUUGGCAAAAAAAAAUUGGUCUACUGCUAGAGGAGACAACAGGACUGAAAAACUCCCCAGACGAUGGACUUCCCCGCUAUAUUUGCGCACCCUGUAUUUCAUAUUUAAAACACGCCGUAACUUUUCGCGAACAAAGCAUAAAAAAUGCCCUUAGUCUUAAGUUAGCUGAACUCUACCAACAAAAGUCGCCAAACGUCGAAGAUGAUAAUAAUGUGGACAAGGAGAAUGUUCUGUUUACUGCCGAAGACUUGCGCUAUGUGGAGCAGAGACCGGUGCAUAAUUUAUUACUCAAUAAUAGCCGUGCCAAACUAGAUCCCGCCGACAAGGUGCACAAACAGCUACUCAACCAGACUGAGCUGCCGAUAGGCAAUUGCGAACAGCGUAUACAAUAUCUAAAUGUACUCUUCGACAAGGAUCGCAACGCGGGAGCGCGAGUCAAGAAGGGCAACGGCAAGUGCCUGGACCUGCCAACGACCAGUGCUGGCAGUGGCAAUGGAACCGGGGAUGAGGACGAUUACCUUCCUGCUAGCUCAAGUGAUGAGGAAAAUGAGCUGUCGCGCCGACAUAAGAACUGCUACAACUAUAGCGAGACUAAUUUUAAGGAGGACGACCCUAUGGAAAACGCGGGUAUGCGGGAUAUCAAGGUAAACAUACCCCAGCCAAAUUGGAAGGAACGAAAGUGUCCGGCAUGCUCGAAACGUUUUAUGUUUGAGGACUCAUAUAAAACACACAUAGAGAACUGUGUGGAGCAUCAGUUUUUAAUUUUUGUAGCCGAGGUGAAUAAAUUAUUGGAAAUUAGACGCCAGAAAAUGGUCUCACCACACGAAUUUAUCAGACGCAUGAUUUUUUCACUGCACAAGACUUGCACAUGGCUGCAGGAACAUUCUAUUGACACGCUACUUGCGGAGAAACUGAAUCAAGUAAAGGUAGCAUCGAAUGGCAAUGGUCACGAAAAAUCAGCAGCAUCAGAAGCUGAAGAAGAAACACAUCAGACUACCAGCAAUAUCCUAAAGUGGGCUGAUGAAUCCGACCCUUUUGACUUCCCGGUCCGUUUGAGAGGCUCCUUGACGCCGAUAACAGCCGAAAACAAUGUGCUGUAUGCCAUCGAGCGUUCCGCGAGUCGCAGCUCUCAGUCCACGCCUGUAGUCAAGAAACCAAUUCCCAUACGCGGCACUGCCCUUAAGUCUCUACAACGACCCACGCCAACCCAAAAUAACGCCUUGGAGCGUGCUACGUUCCUUGAGAAGUUGCAACGAGCCGGUGUCCCACCCGUAACGAAUGAACAGCAGCCACAACUACCAUAUCUGCCAGCCACGCCCACAAGCCUCAAAAAUACCACAACGAUACCCUUCUCGGCGCGUUGUGGCCAGUGUAAUUUAAGCUUUGACUCAGUCUCCGAAUUGGAGGUACACAAUGUAAUGCAUCAUAAUGGACACAACGUUGUCACACCAAAUGCUAUAGAUGCGCAAUCCUCAAUAGACGCAGUGGAUGACUCUCAGCGUCGCCGCAUUAUCGCACUCUUUGAAGAUGACAUAUAAACCACAACUCAUUUUUAACUUAUAUACUCAAUUAUUCCAUUUUUAAUUUAUGUAUGUUUAGGUUUAAGUCUAUCACUUCAUGUGUUUGUGAACGUAUGUAUGUAUACCUUUUCAAUUGUUCAUUUGUAGUUUUUGCUCGUCUGCAUGUAUGCAACAUAUUCAAUCAAUGGCAACUAAAUCGUUAUCAUACGA
Molecule: messenger RNA, 1869 nt
Organism: Scaptodrosophila lebanonensis
Lineage: Eukaryota; Metazoa; Arthropoda; Insecta; Diptera; Drosophilidae
Exons: 2
Coding region: 34-1677 (547 amino acids)
Cellular component (GO): nucleus
Molecular function (GO): zinc ion binding
Source: RefSeq, a predicted model, not a curated record